AUGGCGAUGUUGGACGAGGUGGUCGCCGACGAGGAGAAGAGAAGACAAGCUCGAUGGAAUCUCAAACGGGCCAUGCAUGACAGAAGAAUCGCGGAUAUCGAGAGGGCUCUCAUUGCGGGUGAGGAAUGCUGCUUGUACCCGAUGGAGCUGGAACACGCAAGACACACACUAGUGGAGGCCAAGAAGGCAGAUGCCAAUCAGAAGCUCGAUCGAGCUUUGGCAAGUGCUGAUGUGGACGCCAUUUGCGAUGCCAUCAAUCAAGCUGCUUAUGCUGAUGUCAAUCCCGCCAGACUGCAGGCAGCCGAAGCAUCUUUGGAGAUGUUGAAGCGUCAGCAAGAUGCCAGAAUGCUUGUUUCCAAGGCGCAACGGUCCGGUGAUAUCCAGUUGCUGCAGCAGGCCAUCGACGACGCCACUGCAAUGGGUCUGCUGGACUCAGAGCUGACAGCAAUCAAGCGGAAGGUCCAGAGACUGGAAAUACAGGCAGAUGCGUUGAGGAAGCUUGAGGCUGCGAUACAAGGCAGAUCCAUCAUGGAGCUACGAGCAUGUCUGCUCUCAGCUGCUGCAGCAGGACUUCCAGCCACUGAUCUGCAGAGAGGGCGAGUAGUUCUCCAGCAGGAGGAGAAGAAGGCCGCUGCCCGAAUCGUGCUCAAGGAUGCACGCCUUGGCAAAAAGGCCUCUGCUGAAGGCCGCGUCCAAGACCUGCGCGAGGCUAUACAAGGAGGCAAAGCUGCAGGAAUGACGGCUGAGGAGCUUCAGCCCUUCGAGACAGCCCUGGAUCAGUUGCGACAGGAGGUUGCUGCCAGGCAGAUCUUGAAAGAGGCGGUAGAGAUUGCAACAAUUGAUGUCUUGAUGCCAGCUAUCGACGGAGCGAGAGCCGCCGGCAUUGAUGAGGAGGAUCUGGCGUUGGCGAAGCUCUUGGUUGAAGAUGCCUACAAGCCAGCGGCACGUGCAAAGCUGAAAGAGGCUGUUCAGAAGAGAGAUAUACCCACGCUACUGGCGGCCAUCGAGCAUGCCAAGGUCGUGGGCCUGUCCGUGAUGGCCAUUGCCGAGGCAUCAGAGGUCUUGAAAGAGGAGGAGCUGAAAGUGCAACUUCGGAAGCGGAUCCUGCGGCUCGACCGAAGUCUGAACCAGCAAGAGCUCCGAGCAGCGAUCAACAUCUCCGAAGUUAACGGCCUGACAAAAGCUGAGCUAGCUCCUGCUCGCCAGCAGCUGGCUGAGCUCGAGCAGCAAGCCGCUGCCACGACGAGACUCUCUACAGCCAUCGAGGCAGGAGAGAUCGUCGAAUUGCAGGCUGCUAUCAGAGAUGCGCGUGCCCUCAUUCAGAAAGUGCUCACACCAUGUGUGGCCGAGGAGCUCAUCCAAGAUGCAGAGAAGGCCUUGAGAAAGGAGAUUGAGCAGGCAGCACGAGACAUGCUCUAUGACUCAGCAGGGCAGAGGGCUCCAGUCUUAGAGCCUCAGUGCUGCGAAGUGUCGGCGGCGCUGGAGGCCAUCGGCGUGGACGUGGGAUCCAGACCCGGCCGGGCGGCGAGCCUCAGGUCCGCGGGCCCUUCCGCGGUAUCCGCAGUCCCCGGUUCUGCCUUUGCAGAAGAUGAAGAUUGA
Symbiodinium sp. CCMP2456 is the source of this 1599-nucleotide messenger RNA. The record is from the annotation of a GenBank genome assembly. NCBI's taxonomy places the organism in Eukaryota, Dinophyceae, Suessiales, Symbiodiniaceae.